Messenger RNA from Rotaria socialis, 480 nucleotides. Lineage: Eukaryota; Metazoa; Rotifera; Eurotatoria; Philodinida; Philodinidae. The record is from the annotation of a GenBank genome assembly.
AUGGACACAAGCUUCGAACAAAAUUUCUUUGUUUUUAUUUUGGAAAGCGAUCUAAAUAAGGUCGAUCAACGACUACGAUUUGCUACAGACGAGGAUCUUAUAUGUCAACUAGCCGAUGAAUUGUAUCGGCAUUAUACAAAGGAAGCACAAAAAUAUUUUCAUUUGGGCAAUGUAAAAAUGUCUAAUGACCAAGAACGUUUAGCUAAUCGAAUUUAUAGCGAAUUACGAAAUGUUCAUAACAAUAUAAUCACACUUGAAAAUAAUAACCCAUCAUUUGUUUGUCCAAAAACAGAACUCAUCUGGCUCAAAUCUAAAAUGCAAGAUUAUGCUAAUGUUGACGAGUUACAAAAAUAUUUCAACGAACUUGUUUCUUCUUAUUCAAGUUUUUAUAAUCAAGAUGAUUGUCAGCAUUACUUAAGAAAUGAUAAAAAUAUCGGUGGUAUAUUUUUGAUCAUUGAUAUCGAUUAUAACUACGUUUGA